AUGGACGAGCUUCUGGCAGAGCUUCAUCUGGAAAAGUAUAAAAAGUCCAAGCUGAGCCUGAAAGAAGUGUUGUGUAUAAGUAAGGAGGACGAAGAUGGAUCUUCUUUGAGGACCAUACCAUCAUGGAGCUUCCUGAGGAAACUCAUCGCAUUGGAUGGAACAGCUCGAAACACAAGGCUGAAUGCGUGUGAAGAAGAGGCCACUGCUGGCUUCAGCAAUGAAGGAAAUAUAUUUGAGGCAUUUGAGAUGUCAGCUAGAACUUUAACCCAUUCUGUCCACCCCCUGGAUGUUCUGUGCGCUGCAAUGACUUGUUCAGACAGUUUUCUACAGCAAGAGAUAGUGAACAAAAUGUCCACAUGCCAGUUUGCUGUCCCCCUGCUGCUCCCUGCUCGUGAUGAUUCAAAAUGCAUCUUCAUGCUAUGGGCCAUGAGAAACAUCAUAAAGAGAUGGAGACCACCUUCGUUAUUAAGUUCGAAAGGCUUUAGAGAAGAAAAUAUAACGAACAUAGCUAUGCCUAUCUUCUCCUUUGUGAGAUUGGGCAACUGCAGCCUAUCAAAGUCUAGAGUUCUCAAUAAAAUUUUGAGCCCCACUCACACUCAUCAUGACUUCUUUGUACAUCAGGACAUGGAGCUUGGCUAUCGUUCUAGAACCGUCUCUGAAGGUCUUCUCGAAAUGUCCUGGUAUUUUCCAAGUGGGAGUGAAAACUCAAAUGUGUUUCAAGAGCCCAUAGCUGUCACAAAUUUGCGUGGAGAUCUCAUUUCCAGUCAGAAGCAGUUCAGCUUUCUUACAAACGUGUCCUCUGCUGUGUUCUUUUUCUCUGAAGACAUCCAGGAGAACCAUUGCGAAUUCAUCGAGAACUUUGCACAGGGCAACCCUAACUAUUUCUUUGUUAUCUGUCCACAAAAAGGCCAACAUGUCGGGGGGAAAAUGAAGACCCUUAAAAAAUUAUCUGUACUCCUCAACUUGAAGAACAACAGCAUUUUAGUGAAGGACUCAUCCAUGAAUGAGGCUGAGAUUGUAAAGGAAAUACAGGCCAUUAUGAGAAAUUUAACUAAGGUGUCUUCCAACCACAAAAAUCUGGCAGAUCUUGAAAGCGAUGCCAAGAGACUUGAUAUUUUCGUAGAUGAAAGCUCCAGUGAUUGCCAAAAGGCUAAACACUUUGCUAUGAAAAUCUGCAGAAAAAUAGUGGACGUCCCACAGUAUAAAAAAGAAACAUUGAUCCUGCAGAGGGACCUCUGGAAAAGAAUCACGAAAAAUGAGAAAUAAAUUUUCAGGAUGAAAAAACCUAAUGACGUUGAUGUGGAAGUUUAUAAGUCAAAACUGAUCACAGAAAACGUAGAGCUGCGCAACCAGCAGAGCCAGCAGGAGCUCCAAAGAGACAUCAAGACGUUCCUGGAGGCUCUUAUCGAACUUUCUUCUACGGAAAAGCUUUAUUUCUUAAAGUGGAUGAAGUUCUUCCUGGACAAUAUCGCUCGAUCCAACCUGUCGGAGUUGCAGGCCGAAUAUAUAAAAUACUCCACCAACAUAGCGGAACUAAAACGCAUUGACCGCCAAAUGACAGACAGCUCUCUCGGGAUUGAAAACUUUUUGCGUGAACUGGGACAGAUGCACGAGGCAAAGUUUUUUAAGAAAAAUCAAUCUGAAUUGAAAGUAACAUUUGGGAACCUUCCAGGGAUAGCCGCUGAUCUUCUAUUGGAAGGGUUUCCAUUGGAGCUGGUUGAUGGAGACACCUCCAGCAUUCCACUGCAGUGGAUAACAGAUGUUUUCAAUCAGUUGGACACCAAAACAGGAAAAAAAUGCACAAUGAGAAUAAUUACAGUGCUGGGGGUGCAAAGUACCGGUAAAUCCACCCUUCUCAACACCAUGUUUGGUUUGCAGUUCCCAGUGGCCAGCGGACGAUGUACACGAGGAGCCUUCAUGACACUUAUUAGAGUUGAAGAGAACUUCAAGCAAGAGAUGGGUUGUGACUUCAUUCUGGUGAUUGACACAGAGGGGUUGAAAGCUCCUCAACUAGCUUCUCAGGAGGACAGUUAUGAACAUGACAAUGAGUUAGCCACGCUGGUUGUUGGGCUGUCAGAUAUCACCAUAGUCAACCUAGCCAUGGAAAACACAACAGAAAUGAAAGAUAUUUUACAGAUUGUGGUCCAUGCUUUUCUUCGGAUGAAAGAGAUCGGAAGGAAGCCCAACUGCCAGUUCAUACAUCAGAAUGUGAGUGAUGUGUCCGCUCAUGUUAUGAAUAUCAGACACAGGAAGACACUCUUGGAGCACCUGAAUGAAAUGACCAAAGCCGCAGCAAAAAUGGAGAAGCUCGAGGGAAUCACAUCGUUCAAUGACGUCAUGGAUUAUGAUCUUAAUGAACACACUUGGUACAUUCCUGGUCUGUGGUACGGGGUCCCGCCUAUGGCUCCAAUAAAUACUGGAUACAGCGAAAACAUCCUUUCCGUAAAAAAAAACUUGCUUCAGUUCAUAAAAAAGAAGGCGGAGAGGACGCAGAAUAUCCCAACAUUUCUCAAGUGGCUGCAAAGUUUGUGGACAGCUGUGAAACAUGAAAAGUUUAUCUUCAGCUUCAGAAACAGCUUAGUGGCAGAUGCCUAUGACCAACUGUCUAUAAAAUAUUCAGAACUGGAGUGGGGCUUUCGCAGAGCGAUGUACAACUGGAUGACGGAGUCUUUCAAUUCCAUCAAAAAUCAGCAGAAAAGUGAAAUAGCGGAGAACAUGAUGAUUACAAUCAGCACUUCCAUGCCUGAAAAGCUUAAAGAACUAGAAAGAAGAAUGCAGGAAUCACUGAAUUUGUAUUUCGAAAGUGAACUGGAAAAUUCACAUCUGGUCGAAAAGCACCUACAGGAUUUCUUUAAAAGUAUAAAAAGUCUCAGAGGGGAACUUUUUGAAGAGUGGAAUGCCAAAUCCUGGGAAGUUGUUGGUAUCCAGAAGAUGAAAUGUAAGAUACAAGAUCUGAAGGAUGAAUACAGUGCAAAAAUCGAAGCAGAAGUCAGUUCUCUCUUGGAUUCAUGUAAGGAAAGAGAAGGAAAGAUCAGCGAGAGGGAACUGGAUAGUAAGUUUGAGGUUACGUGGGAGGACACAGUAAAGGGACUUCAGAUCCCUCCCAUGAAGAAAAAAGACAUUGACCAACAAAUGCUCCAACAGUUUCAGAAGGAGAUGAAACACAAGAGCGGGGUCAUCAGUCAACAGUUAAUAGAUAUCAAAAAGCUUUCUGCAUUUGCUCAUGCUUCGUUUAAGGAGAAGGAUGAACACGUCGAUCUUCAGUGGUACAAAAAGAGCGAACAACAACCAUGGUACCAGGCAGCAGGUUUUAAGAAUUUCGACAAAGAUGACUACUGCUAUAAAACAAAGAAGAUAGCCGAAGAUCUACUGAACCAAUCCGUUCACUACGUAGAACAGAAAGUUAGUACGGACAACGAUUAUCAUGAUGCAUUUUGUUCAGAGUUGCUAAGCAUGGUUAAUCACAGACUAAGGCAGAAUGACGUGAAGAAGCUUCACACAACCGACCAAUUCGAACUUGACCUCAAACUCCUUGUUCUCAGCAGAGCAGCUAAAAAGUUCCAGAAGAUGCACGAUGACUUCGUUGAACGGAAUGACUCCCUCCUGUGUCUGCGAGCCGCCAAAUCUCAAUAUCUCACUAUUUUCAAAAACGUAUUCCAGAAGAAGGAUGAGUGCAAAACCAGGGCAAAGCGGUUCUGCCAGCAGUGCCUCAAACCGGCCGUAAUGAAAUAUGUCAACGAUCACCUUGGGAAAGACAUUGUGAACGACUUACUCCACGGUGGAGACAACGUGAUAUUCAUGAGUCGGACUUUCUUCCAACUCCGCGUGCUCCAAAAACUGAUUGAAGAUGAUAAAUUUGAACAGUAUGUGGAGUAUAUUAACAACUACGAGCGAUUCGUCAAGAACACUAUCUUGGAGUUGAUCAAAGAAAAAUAUGCAGGACCUGGACGCCUGGAAGGCUUGCUGUCCGAUAUUGCCGCCUCCAUUCUGAACAAGGUGAGAGGAACGUUGAAAGAUGCACAAAUCCUAGCCAGUAAUAAUGUGUCUGAUUGUCUCUCCAAGAUCCGUAAGAAGUUAGAGAAGGAUUUGGUAAUAUCUCAGGACAACAUUAGGGUGACCCUCUUUCAGAAUUCUGCAUCUGUCGGUCAGUUCUCUGCCGACGUUGACUUCUACCUUUCUAAAACGGAAGAAGACAUUCUUGCAGAUAUCGCAUCUCUCGGCAUUGAAUCUCUGCUGGCACAAAUGACCCUCAAACCCGAAGAUGAAUUGUUUAAGAAGGUGAUCGGCUGCGGGAAGCAGUGCCCAUUCUGUAAAGUCCCCUGCGAGGCCGGCUGUGCUGAACACACAGAGCACUUUGCCACCGUCCAUCGACCUCAAGGUCUGGGGAGAUACAGAUUUGUUGAUUCAAAAGUACUGUGCUCUUCACUUUGCUCUACUGACGUGGUCACUGAGAUCUUCAAAAACGUGGACACGGACUGGAAAUUUCAUCCGUACAAAGAAUACCAUACAUUUUACCCAGACUGGAAGAUACAGCCAGAUCCGAGCAUCUCGGCCUCUGAUUACUGGAAAUUCAUUUUCCAAAAGUUCAAUAAACAGUUUGCAAAGGAAUACAAGGCUAAACCUGCCCAACUUCCCGUAGAAUGGUAUGUCAUAAGCAAAGAGCAAGCCAUUGAGAGCCUGAAGGAAUCCUACCGUAUGAAAGAUUGA
Molecule: messenger RNA, 4707 nt
Organism: Nanorana parkeri
Lineage: Eukaryota; Metazoa; Chordata; Amphibia; Anura; Dicroglossidae
Product: up-regulator of cell proliferation-like
Molecular function (GO): GTP binding
Source: RefSeq, a predicted model, not a curated record